Molecule: messenger RNA, 1335 nt
Organism: Rhinolophus ferrumequinum (greater horseshoe bat)
Lineage: Eukaryota; Metazoa; Chordata; Mammalia; Chiroptera; Rhinolophidae
Exons: 7
Coding region: 136-1335 (399 amino acids)
Source: RefSeq, a predicted model, not a curated record
UGCUUAGUGUUUACAAAGGUAGCUCACUCAUCUAGUUCCUGAGUGCACAGAACACCCCACAGCAGCAGCUUCUGUGAACUUCAGUCUGAUAGUACAACACACAAAGUGACUGAAUUGUGCUUUAUUUGUUCAGCAAUGCCUGAGGAAGUGACUUAUGCUACUCUCAAAUUUCCAAAUGCAUCUAAGACAGAGAAAUCCCAGGAGAGCUGCAGUCUCAAGAGAACAGAUAAUCAUGAAGUGCCAGAAUUGGAGCUGGAUGGUGCAGCUGGAAAUGAAACAGGGAGAAAUGAGGGCACAACUGAGGUGGCAGGGAGUAGAGCUGUGAGAGGUCAUACUACUCCAUCGAAAGUGUGGCAUCUUGUUGCUUUCAUUUUGCUGAUGCUGAAUUUAGCAGUGCUGGUUGCACUGGGAACCCUGAUCUUAAUGAAUUACCAGGAACUCUUCUUCAGCAACAGAACAUCAUAUGAUGGGCAACGAAGCAUAGUACAACAGUUGGAGAGAAAUACAACACUGUACAUGGAUAUAUAUAAAAAUGUCUCAAGUGAGCAUAUCACUUUAAAAAAUAUGUUAGAAAACACAUUAAAAGUGUUGAACAACUUUAUCUCAAAAUACUCUGAAGACUUAAAGCAGAAGAAAAAGGACCUCAGAUCUUGCUCAUACUCAGUGUCAUGUGCAUGUCAUGAUGACAGCAGAAAGGGUCACUCUUCAUCAAUGGAUAUGAACAAUGGGAAAGAAGAGGAUAAAACUCAGCUGUUCAUUGGCUGUCUUCCAUCACCUGUCUCCUGGAGGGAUCUGAAUUGUACUCUGACCAAGACAAAUAAGACAGCAAAGAAUGUUUCAGACUUUUGCAUUUUGACCUUUCCAUCUCUUGGGGCAUCCAAGGAAGGAAAGAAGUACAUCAAGAGAGAUGUGGAAAGGGCAGUGAUGGACACAUCCCAUUCCAAACUGAGUGUAGUUCUCUGCAUAUUCUGGAGAAGACCUCUGGUGAGCAAGUGGAAAGUAGGCUCCCCCAAGGUCCAAAGGCAGGAAACAAUCCCAGGUAUGGUGGUGAUGGUGGUGGUGAUGUUGAAGGCUCUUGGCCUUCCCUGUAGCAGCUCCAGAUGCCAGCCUAUGAAUCUGGGACUGCCCAUGUGGUCACAUGAGUAUGACUCUGUAAUUGCCAAGCAAAACAAAAUGAAUAGAUGCUGGGUAUCAGGUAGCCAGGAGGGUAUGGUGGUGCAGGUAAAGGAAGGUCCCCUUCCUCCCUUAAGUGCGAAUUGCUUUUGUGAGUCUCCUAAUGGCUACAUGGCAAUUACCAAGUCUCAGGAACCCACAGAACAUUGGGCAUGGGGCUAG